UCACGUUUAAGGUGACGUAGGUGCUAAAGUGAAGCUUAAAGGCUGUGCUGCUGACUGUGCAAAUGGAUCUAUGAACAUGGGCAUUGCAAAGACAUCUUUGGUGUGCUGUAACACAGACCAGUGUAACAUCCAAGACGCUCCAGAUCCCUCUAGUGUCCCCAAUGGAAAGACUUGUUACUCUUGUGAUGAGAAGAGCUGCUCAAACAUAUUGAACUGUUCAGGAAGUGAAGACCGCUGCUUUAAAGCAACAACGAGUGUCGGUGGCCAGUCAAUCGUUGUAAAAGGCUGUGUCUCUAAAUCUAUCUGUGAUGCCGAAACAUCAGUUAGAGAUGUUCAAGGCUUCUCAUGUUGUGAGGGGAACCUGUGUAACGGUGCUCAGAGCGUCUCUCAGAGCUUCAUGUUCUUCUGCUGUUCUCUGCUCUCCUUCAUCCUGCUGCACUGAAUCCAGCAGAUCUUCACAUCCUACAAUC
Carassius carassius (crucian carp) is the source of this 470-nucleotide messenger RNA. RefSeq names its product urokinase plasminogen activator surface receptor-like. The record is from RefSeq and is a predicted model, not a curated record. Bases 71 to 442 code for a protein of 123 amino acids. The transcript is spliced from 3 exons. Lineage: Eukaryota; Metazoa; Chordata; Actinopteri; Cypriniformes; Cyprinidae.